AUGGAGCAUGAUGUUGGAGUUAACAAAUUGCAGCAGCUUCAUCUUGGUGCAUCCAAUUCUGUAACAUCUGAACAAAUAUCCCCUCUCUUAACCAAUCAAAUAGAGGGUUCUCAAGAUAUACAACAUUUGCAGGAUACUAAUAAAGAAUUGCCCAAGUUAUUGGAUUAUGCUUCAUAUCUUAUUCAUUUGGCUGUUUUUGGUAUUCUUGGGGUAUUAACUAGAUAUACAUUGGACAAGUUAUUUGGCCCUAGUGUUGGUCAUGUAACUAGUGACCAAACUAUUCUUUAUCUCGACCUUCCUUCUAAUAUGGUUGGUUCUUUUCUGAUGGGAUGGUUUGGUGUUGUAUUCAAAGAAGACAUAUCAAAUGUGUCUGAGCAUCUGGCUGUUGCAUUGACAACUGGUUACUUAGGGAGUCUAACAACAUUUAGCGGCUGGAAUCAGAAAAUGCUCCAACUUAGUGUCACGGGAAAUUGGCUCUAUGUUGUGCUUGGUUAUCUGAUAGGGCUUUUUCUUGUAGCGUUUUCGAUUAUAUUCGGGAUAGAAACAGCUAAGGGCUUCCGGUGGUUUCUCAGAAGACGAAACACGAGCGCAAGUGAAACUAGUCGACAUAAAAUCAAAGCGAAUGUGAAAAGUUUUAAGAAUCACUUGAUAGUUAUGGUGGUGUUAUUGCUGAUUUUAGGCUUGUUAUGGUGUGUUAGUGGUGUGUUAGUGAUAUCGGAGUUCAAGAAUGAUGAAAAUUCAUUUCUGUGGAUUGGUUGCAUAGUUGGGCCUCUUGGUGUGUGGAUUAGGUGGCUUUUAGCUCCAUUGAAUAGACAUGGAUUAGGAUCAACAUGUUUCUUGAAUUGGAUUCCAUUUGGAACUCUGAUUGCAAAUGUCUCUGCUGCUUGUAUCAUGGCUGCCCUUGCUACAACAAAGAUAUAUGUGAACACCAGAGAUUGUGACACUAUCAUAAAAGGCAUACAGUUUGGUCUGUUAGGUUGUUUGAGUACAGUCUCUACCUUUGUUGCUGAAUUCAAUGAAAUGAGAGAAAGCAUGCAUCCUUGGAGAGCAUAUGUUUAUUAUGUAAUCACAAUAUGUUCCUCAUUCUUUUUAGGGAUCUUAAUAUUCUGUAUACCUAUUUGGAGAUUAGACGACAGAUUGCACAAUUUCGACAACUAG
Messenger RNA from Vicia faba (fava bean), 1158 nucleotides. NCBI's taxonomy places the organism in Eukaryota, Viridiplantae, Streptophyta, Magnoliopsida, Fabales, Fabaceae. The record is from the annotation of a GenBank genome assembly.